UUGUGCAAGUACUUUAUAUCGAAAGAGAGCUGCUGCCGUGCUGCCGGUAAUAAAAUGUGGAAAUUGUAACAUGCAUGAGCGAUGUCUGUCGCUGUCGAAUGUCACAUUUUUUGAAAGAAAAUGGACGAGGACGAAACUGACAGUGGAUACUCUACUUCAUUAAAUGACAACGUAAAGGUUCACAUUAAGGACCAAUCCAACGGCAAUACAUUAUCUGAGCGUGAUAUCAAUGGACACAAAGUCACAAACGGUCUGAAGACCUACCGGAGACCGUCUCCACUACAGGUUAAAAUGGAAAAACAAAGAGAAGCUUCAAGAAAGCGGGAGGCAGGCAGUCAACGAGAAAGUCCCAAGAAACCACGGCAACAGAGCAACAACUCCUCAUUGGUAGAUCAGCAGCCUCGGCGCUCGGCCCUCAUCUCAAUAGACAGACUAGCUGUGCCCUGGAAAACAACAGCUCUAGAUAGACAACCCAGUGAGCAACCACUGGUUUCCAUAGACAGUGAAAGUGAGGAUGAAUUUGAUAUAGUAGCCUUGUCUUCUGCUCCGUCACAGACGACUGAGAAUCUCCGACAGCAGCUUUUGAAAGACGGGUUCCGACUGGACGAAAUCCCCGACGAUGAGGAGCUGGAUCUGAUCCCGCCACGACCGAUGAACGAACGCUGCAUCUGCUGCCAAACCACCCAGGUCACCUGCUCCAUCCAGUGACAGUGGGGAACUUCCCAGGUUAAAUCGUUCAGAUGACUGGAUCAUUUGUGUAUAUUGAAGAAAUUUUAUAAGAUGGUAACUGUAACUGUGAACAGUACGUCGUAGAGAAGCUUGUAUUUAUUGAGUUCCGACUGCCGAGUUCUCUUGUCUCAAGAUACAUGUUGAAGUAUAAAUUUCCCUUUUUGCCAACCAAAUAUUCGCCUGUGAAAAGUGCGCCGUGUUUCCAUCACUUGUCAAUCCUUUGAUCUCGCCGAGGUCCCUCCCUAGAAGAAUAUGCAUGAACAUGCCAAUCCUGGGUUUUCUCAAUUCCCCGAAACCAUAGUGGUCAAUCUUCAUUCUUCAUUCCGCAAUGGAACCCACCUCUUAUUGAUCUGACUUGAAGUCUUUAGGCUACUAGAAACAUCUUACUGCGGUGUUUAACUUGAACAGAUCCAAAACGUUCCUCUCUCAAAAAGGUUUAGUUGAGUGAAAUCGGUAGAGAAAUUAGGGUACUUCAGUUUCUAAAACCUUUUAGAGUUUUUUCUCUCUUCCUUUUCUCUUUCUGUAAUAACGCUCUCAAAAGAGUCUUUGAAAAGUUUGUUGGCAUUGCAGUUAUACUCCACAAUAAUUUGCCCGUGGUUUAAUGAAAUUUAGAUCUCCAUCUUUUGUGUCAGAGGCCUGCGGUAAGUAAAUCAAUAAUGCUUACA
Acanthaster planci (crown-of-thorns starfish) is the source of this 1394-nucleotide messenger RNA. Its product is annotated as protein FAM219A-like. NCBI's taxonomy places the organism in Eukaryota, Metazoa, Echinodermata, Asteroidea, Valvatida, Acanthasteridae. The record is from RefSeq and is a predicted model, not a curated record.